AUGUCCAUAUCCUCUGUUUUCUCUCUCCACCGUGACUAUGCUGAGAAAAUAAAACUCGGGAUUCGCAUGGAUUGGGUUGGAUGUGGUCUUUCAGCCACAGGUGCCAUUUUAUUUGUGUUUGCGAUCGCUGAUAGCUCUUAUGCUCCACAAGGGUGGAAAACACCAUACAUCCCGCUGUUCUUCAUCUUGGGAGCUAUCUUGCUAGCGGUGAUGGCAUAUGUUGAAGGAUGGGUCAUUGAAAACCCCCUCCUCCUUCCCGGAGACAUCUUUCAGGUGAAAUAUAUGGCCCCUCUGGCGAUCUCAUUGCUUUUACUUUACGGGAGCCUGGGAAUAUUUCUACUCUAUGGGGUCUUAUAUAUGUCCGAAUUUAUGGGCGCCACUCCUCUUCAAAUAGUUGCCUGGACUGUUCCUAUGGCCGUUGGUGGUCUCAUCCUAUCUGUGACAGGAGGAUUUAUCCUCCACAAAGUAUCGGGGACGAUAUUGAUGCUGACGUCCUGUCUUGGAUAUGUGGGCUCAGGCAUACUGUUCGCUGUUUUACCAGUCGGCGGAAAUUACUGGGCUUUUGUUUUUCCUGCAAUGAUCUGUGGCACCAUUGCGAUUGACAUUAGCUUCAACAUUGCGAACAUUUUCAUCACUACUAGCAUGCCAAAGUCAAAGCAAGGGCUAGCUGGUGCACUCAUUUAUUGCACUAUGCAUAUGGGGAUCGCUGUGAUGUUAGGAUUUGCCGAUAUCGUGGAAACACAAACGAGCUACCUUGGAAAACGCCAGAGUUAUAAAGCAGUAUUUUGGUUUCAGUCCGGACUUUCCAUACUUGGGCUUCUCAUUGUUCUGGCUUUUGUGCGGAUUCGCCAUGCUAAGAGUGAAUUAACUAUUGAUGAGAAGGAAACUAGCGAGUCUACACAUGUGCCUACACCUCAGCAGAAUGAAAUGGUGUGA
This is a messenger RNA of Penicillium macrosclerotiorum, 936 nucleotides long. RefSeq names its product putative MFS multidrug transporter. The transcript is spliced from 2 exons. The record is from RefSeq and is a predicted model, not a curated record. The coding region runs from base 1 to 936 and encodes 311 amino acids. NCBI's taxonomy places the organism in Eukaryota, Fungi, Ascomycota, Eurotiomycetes, Eurotiales, Aspergillaceae. Gene Ontology annotation, cellular component: membrane.